AUGACUCUAGAGGUGAAUGUUUUCAACAUUGGUAAACAACCACCUGAUAACGAUGAGUGUUUCCAAUCAUUUUUGAUCGAUACACUUAUUUCAGAAGAGGUAGAAGCACAAUACACUUCCACUCAUCUCAAUGACCUCUUUGAAAUUUCUGAGAUUUCUGAGUCGGGUAAUACUGAAAUCAACCCUGAAAUCAUCAAUCAAUUACCGACCAAAAGAACCAUGUUUUGGAAUCCAAUCUUCGAGGGACUUCCUCAAGAUAGGGAAACACCAAAACCAUCCACUGUACAAGCUCCUCAACCAAACUUGGCUCAACUUCCUAAGGAACUUAAGCAUGUCUUCUUGGGAGCAAACAACACUUUCCCUGUCAUCAUAUCCUCCACCCUUAAUGCAACUCAAGAGCAACAACUUAUCAACGUGCUCACAGAGCAAAGAGGAGCAAUUGGUUGGACGUUAGCUGACAUUAAAGGGAUUAGUCCUUUGAUUUGCUCCCAUCACAUUAAAUUGGAAGAUGGGGCCAUACCACGACGUGAUCCUCAAAGGAGAUUAAACCCACCAAUGAAGGAAGUGGUAAAGACAGAAAUCUUGAAGCUUCUGGAUUACGGGAUACUUUAUCCUGUUGCCGACAGUAACUGGGUCAUCCUUUCUACAGCUUUCUCGAUGGUUAUUCGAGUACUACCAAAUCGAAAGUGCUUUAGAAGAUCAGGAAAAGACCACAUUCACUUGUCCUUUUGGUACCUAUGCCUUUCGGCGUAUGCCAUUUGGCUUGUCCUUCUCAAUUUGGAAGCCGUGCUUAAACGAUGCAAAGAGAAAGGCUUGGUACUCAACUGGGAGAAGUGUCAUUUCAUGGUGCCAUCUGGCAUAGUCUUGGGGCAUAUUGUUUCACAACAAGGAAUUGAGGUUGAUCAAUCCAAGAUUGAACUCAUAUCAAAGCUGCCCGCCCCCAAGACUGUUAAGGAUGUUCGAUCCUUUCUUGGGCAUGCUGGAUUCUAUAGGAGGUUCAUCCAGAAUUUUUCGACGAUAGCUCGACCUUUGUCGAACCUCUUGGCAAAAGACGUGGUGUUUAACUGGACACCCGAGUGUGAGGAAUCCUUCCAAACACUUGUCACCAAACUCACUUCUGCCCCUAUCAUUCAACCACCUGAUUGGAACUUGCCAUUCGAGAUCAUGUGUGAUGCUAGCAAUUACGCUAUAGGGGCCGUCCUUGGUCAACGAAGGGAAGGGAAGCCCUUCGUCGUAUACUAUGCAAGUAGAACUCUUAAUAGUGCUCAAAUGAACUAUUCUACUACUGAGAAAGAGUUGCUUGCCGUAGUAUUCGCACUUGACAAGUUUCGUUCCUACCUGAUCGGCUCCCCUAUCACGGUCUUCACCGACCACUCUGCUCUGAAGUACCUCCUUUCCAAAAAGGAUGCUAAGGAUAAGAAAGGAGUUGAAAAUGUGGUAGCGGACCACCUAUCUCGUUUAGAGUUUUCUGAUUCCGCUGAUGGCCCUGCUAUCCGAGAUGACUUCCCUGAUGAACAUCUCUACACCAUCACUAAGUUACCAUGGUACGCUCAUAUUGUUAAUUACUUAGUGAUUGGUGAGCUUCCUGCUUCCUGGAAUGCACAGGAUAAACUGUCUUGA
Cannabis sativa is the source of this 1620-nucleotide messenger RNA. RefSeq lists its product as uncharacterized. The transcript is spliced from 5 exons. The coding region runs from base 1 to 1620 and encodes 539 amino acids. Lineage: Eukaryota; Viridiplantae; Streptophyta; Magnoliopsida; Rosales; Cannabaceae. The record is from RefSeq and is a predicted model, not a curated record.